Cyprinus carpio (common carp) is the source of this 1319-nucleotide messenger RNA. Its product is annotated as galanin peptides-like. Bases 284 to 625 code for a protein of 113 amino acids. NCBI's taxonomy places the organism in Eukaryota, Metazoa, Chordata, Actinopteri, Cypriniformes, Cyprinidae. Gene Ontology annotation, cellular component: extracellular region. The record is from RefSeq and is a predicted model, not a curated record. Gene Ontology annotation, molecular function: hormone activity. The transcript has 6 exons.
UCUCUUACUAAUUCUGUCUCAUCAUUCUCCAUCCUUCCUCUCUCUCUCCCAUCUCUGUAAACAGCACCAGUAAUUAUGAGAAAUGAACAAAUGAACGUCGUACUAAUAGAGUUUCAUUAUGUUAAUAUGCUGUAUGCUGCUGGGUGUAUAAAAGACAGACUGUCCCUCAUUCAGACACACACCUGCAGUUGUUAUUUGAAGGUUACAGACUGUCUCUUUUUUUCUGGAAUUUUUUAUUUAUUUUUUAAUAAAUAUUUAUAAACAGCAACUGUUCUCUUAUAAGAUGCAGACAAGUUGUGCUUUACUCUGUAUCUCACUCUGUGUCUUAACUGCACAUCUGUCAAGGAUCCAUGCAAUGACCCUCAAGAAUCCAGAGAAGAAGGGAUGGACUCUGAACAGUGCUGGGUACUUACUAGGACCUUAUGCUUACAGAAGUCUUAAUGUAAGACACAGAGCUACGGGCAAAAGAGACAUGUGGAAUGAGAGUUCAAGCUUACCAGCAUCAUCAUACAAUGAUUCCUAUCUUCUCUCACUGCUGGGUCAUCUUGCAUAUUUGCAAUUAAAAGAAAUGGGAAUGACUGAAGAUUUCAGUGGCUCUUUAAUGAGCGGCCAUAUGAAGCAAUAACAAUAUAUCUCUGUUUUACUGCUUUUCAACAGUUGCCCUCUAACACUGUUUUGCAUUCGAUCCUUUUUUAUCAUCAUUUAAUAUGUAUUCAUUCAAAUUGGUAAAAUGUGUAGAUUAAUAUUCCAUGAAUCAUACUGAUUUGACUCAUCGCACCACUUUACCAUUGAACCAUUGUUGGUGCAUAAUUUUCUGCUUCAGAGUUCAAAUAAUGUGACCAAAAAUGAACCUUUUAAAGGCUGAGUGGUGGGAGUGUAUAUGGCUAUGAAGUGAAUCUACACUGUAGUGUAACAAAAGUAUUUUCAGACCAGAUUGCGUGAUUACUAAUGCGUACAGAUCGCUGAAGGUUUUUUUGGAUAUCGUUCCAUUUGAUGUAAAAUGUAGAAUAUUAUGUAAUGUAAUAAUAAAACAUAUGGCGCCAUCUAGUGGCAGAUAAAGGAAGCAACAUCAUUGUAAAAGGAUGCUGUGUUAUAUAUGACCUCUGUUUAUUAAGAUGUUUUGUACGCCACAAUCCUCGGAAGUGAAGCAUAAGGAACCCAUAUUUUUUUUUAAUUAAAAUUUAUCAAAAUUUUAGGUUAAAAUCUACACCAAAUGUGAAAUGAAUAAGCCUCAGGCUGAAGAAAGUGCCUCUGCCUUUGCACUUACUCCCAAUUGCUCUCAACAUGGGGACAGGAGAGGUGUCAGCGAAUAAAUGAGA